AAAUUAGUUGUCUUUCUCUCAUUUCUCCAUUCACAUUUUCUUUCCUUUUUAACCCUAAGGCUUUAUGCUCUUCUUCACCAAUCAGUUAUCACUGUUCACUCUACUCUCUCUUCCCUUUUAACUCGUAAGUUUUUCCCUCUUUCAUUUCUCAAAUUUCACCAAUAAAUUAUAUGUUUUUUUAAUAAUCAUGCUGUUCGAGUCAUAAUUGAUGAGAUAACUGUUACCUCCCAUAAGCAAUAGAUUUCAGGACAUUGUUCGAAGAACUAAACUUACUAGAAUUAGAUAAUGCAAUCGAAGUCCAAAAGUGCAAAUUGUGUGGAAGCCAGAACUUAUAAUGUUCCGAAUUCCACAGUAUUUUCUGAACCUUGGUGGAAUACUGCUGGUAAUAAUCCUGUUUCUCUUGGAUUGAUGGGGGGAAGUGCAUCUGAUCCACCAUCAGCGGAACAAGCUGUGGAUGGCGGAUCACAAUCUGAUGAUGGAUCCAAUGAGGAAGAUGAUGAUGCUCCUGAGAUAUCAGAAACUACCAUACCAAUGCAUUCAGGGAGUUAUGCGCAAGUAGAUCAGAAUUUACAGUCAAUUGCAUCAACCAUACCUCCAAAGGGUGAUGGGAGCCUAACACAACCCCCACAGCUUGAACCUGUUGCACACUCCAUGGCAUGUGCUCCAAAUCUGUAUGUUGACCCAUACUAUGGCGGAAUGCUGACACCUUUUGGUCAGCAUAUGGUCCCUCCUCAUGUACUUGAUUUGCAUCACCCGAGGAUGCCGUUGCCCCAUGAAAUGGCUCAAGAGCCUGUUUAUGUCAAUGCCAAGCAGUAUCAUGGUAUUCUGCGGCGAAGAGAGUCACGUGCGAAAGCAGAACUUGAAAAGAAGUUGAUAAAAGUGAGAAAGCCAUAUCUUCAUGAGUCGAGACAUCAGCAUGCCUUGAAAAGGGCAAGAGCUUCUGGAGGGCGUUUUGCGAAAAAGUCAGAUGCUGAUACUUCUAAGGGAGCGGGUUCUGGUUCCGAACCUUUGCUAUCCAGUGCCCCUGAUGUUGCAGAAUGGCACAAGGACAGAAGUUUGGCGGAGCAUCAGCAUUCUUAUUCGAAUGGUAGCGGUUAUGGAAAACAGAACAGCUUUCAGGAACCGAACUAUCAGGCCCAGUCUGCCCAGUUUUAUUGUGUUUCUGGGAUGUGAACGCGAUAACAGUAGAAUCUGGAGUUUGUCCGAAGUACAACACAUUGUGACGAAGUUUGUGCAAGUUGGUGUGAACAUCACUGUUUACUGUAAAGUUCGUGUGCAGAUUGUCAGUGAUGUGGAACUUUUAUUAUUGGAUCUGUUGGGCUGUUCUUUAUAUGGUCUGCUGAAAUGCUACCAUCGUCUGCUAGUAGUCUGUAUUAUGUUCUUUAUUAAUUUGACUAUCCAACUCCCCCUGGUGGUGGUUGUUUAGAAGGUAAUAUCAGUCGAUUUUAAUGGCUUUCAUUUGGCUUGGUGCAAUUUUGCGUUGUGUAAGAUUGCUCAUAUUGUUGUCUUGAGUCAUAGCUAAAGGAGGAGAUUGCAGCAAGGAGUGUCCCAGCAUAUUGACGUUUAAGGCUGUGUUAAAUGUUUUCCAUCAAUUUAUUUUUCUUCAAUUUAAGAAAAAACGAAUGUCCUGCAUAAAGUAAGGAGAACAUUAUCCAAAGUUCUCUUUUAACUUUAUCAGCAUUCCAACUCCUUACCCCAACUCAGGAGUCAAGAUUAGAUCCUUGAUUUGACCCUAACUCAAAAUUAGAUUCUCAAUUUGACUCUAACUUGACUCGAGACUAGAUCCCGAGCCUGAUAUAGGACCACGACUCUAGACCCUGAUCCAAGACCUAACUCCUGAUCUAGAUUUGGCAUUGACUCGGGAUUCGACUUUCGACCUUGACCUAGGAUUUAACUCCAGACCCUGAACUGAGACCAACCUCCUUACCUCGACCCUCCUAACAUUGAUUCGAGACUCGACUCUUGACCUCUUGACCUGGGAUUCGACUCUUGACUCUGACAGUGGAUUCAGUUCUCGACCUGAGAUCCGACCCAUGACUUGGGACCCAACUCCCAACCCCGACCCCAGCAUGGGACUAGACUCUUGAUCUCAAUCCUGGAUUAGACUACAAACCCCUACCCCAACCUGGGAACUGAUCCUCACCUCCGGACUUGACUUUCGACCCUAAUUUAUAAUUAGAUCCUAUUCCUAGCCUAACCCAAAAAUAGAGUUUUGACCUUGAUCCUAGACCUCACUUCUGACCUUGACCGGAGAUCGAUUUUUGACCCUAAACUAGGAGCCGACUCCUGAUUCCAAUCUAGACCUCUCCCGUACCUUGACCCAGGCCUGAAGUCCUAACCUUGAGUAGGGGUCAGGGCGUAUCUCUGCUUGGUGUUAGGGUCAGAUCAGAUCUCGGGUUGCGGUUAGGGUAAGGGUCUGAAUUCGUGUUAAAAGAGUGGGGUUUCAAGUCCAGUAUCAUUGCAUUUGUCGAGAUUAUACAUAAAUGGUCUUGUCACAAUAUUUUCUUCUUUACUAACCAAGCAUUAGAAAAUACAUUUUUCGUAAAAAAACAUCUUCCUUCAUACCAAAUACACUGUACGUGUAAAAUUAAUCAGAUCUCAAUAACAUUAGUCAUCCUUUAUAAUAAUAGUUUAUAAUUUUUUCCUCGAUUUUUAUAUUAUACUUUAUUCCUGAAUUACAUUUUUUUUUUUACCUAUAAUAACAUCACUUGUCGUUCUAAUGAAACUUUCUUUCUAACAUUAUCUCUCUGUAUGUUACCCAAAUAGCUUGAAUCACUAACGAUUCAAGGAUUUGGAAUAAGCUAUUGUAGAACAGCACCACAAGUUAAGAAUAAAUAAGAAGGGAAUAAGAAGAGAAGAGAGAUUUUAGAGAAGAAAGCAAUGAAUUGUAUUAUUCUAAAACUCUUGUACACUUCACUAGUUUAUAUACAAUUGUAGAAUUGACCCA
Capsicum annuum is the source of this 2947-nucleotide messenger RNA. RefSeq names its product nuclear transcription factor Y subunit A-1. The record is from RefSeq and is a predicted model, not a curated record. Gene Ontology annotation, molecular function: RNA polymerase II cis-regulatory region sequence-specific DNA binding; DNA-binding transcription factor activity, RNA polymerase II-specific. NCBI's taxonomy places the organism in Eukaryota, Viridiplantae, Streptophyta, Magnoliopsida, Solanales, Solanaceae. The transcript has 7 exons. Gene Ontology annotation, biological process: regulation of transcription by RNA polymerase II. Bases 286 to 1173 code for a protein of 295 amino acids. Gene Ontology annotation, cellular component: CCAAT-binding factor complex.